Molecule: messenger RNA, 1776 nt
Organism: Haliaeetus leucocephalus (bald eagle)
Lineage: Eukaryota; Metazoa; Chordata; Aves; Accipitriformes; Accipitridae
Gene: TMEM39B
Product: transmembrane protein 39B
Exons: 9
Coding region: 168-1637 (489 amino acids)
Cellular component (GO): membrane
Source: RefSeq, a predicted model, not a curated record
GGAUUGUCCGCUGGCGGCCGCCACCGCGCCGCCGGCCCCGCCCGCCAUAUUGUGCCCGGCGCAGGCUGUGCGGCGGCCGGAGAUGGUUUUAAGGACUGAAGACAUAAUCACGCAGUGAACAGCAGAGAAGCCACCUGGAAGAACAGCCCUCCGCACCCUCUGUUGUUAUGGCAGGGGGAAGGCGGGGCCCUAACCGUACGUCCUACUGCCGAAAUCCCCUCUGUGAACCUGGGGCCGCUGGCGGCUCUGGCCAUUCCACGAGUUCCUCUGUCACGGGUGUGCGCUCACGCACCAGGAGCGGUUCAGGUACAGGCCUUUCCAGCCCACCUUUGGCAACUCAGACAGUCGUCCCCCUCCGGCACUGUAAGAUCCCAGAGCUGCCUGUGGAGAGGAGUGUGCUGUUCGAACUUCAGCUCUUCUUCUGUCAUCUCGUUGCUCUGUUUGUCCACUACAUCAACAUCUACAAAACUGUGUGGUGGUACCCACCCUCCCAUCCACCUUCGCACACAUCAUUGAACUUUCAUCUUAUCGACUUCAACGUGCUGACAGUGACAACAAUCGUCCUGGCACGCCGGCUGAUCGGUGCUAUUGUGAAGGAGGCUUCACAGAGUGGCAAAGUCUCCCUGCCACGCUCUAUUUUCCUGGUGAUCACUCGGUUUGCUGUUCUCACUGGCACAGGCUGGAGUUUGUGUCGAUCAAUAAUUCACCUUUUCAGAACCUACUCUUUCCUUAAUCUCCUGUUCCUGUGUUACCCGUUUGGCAUGUACAUUCCCUUCCUUCAACUGAACUGUGACUUUCGGAAGACGGGCCUCUUCUCCCAGGUGGCCAACAUUGGUCCCAGAGAGACGAGCGAGGUGAACUCCAGGAGCCGAGACUACCUGACUGUCCUAAAGGAAACCUGGAAGCAGCACACUCGACAGAUGUAUGGCAUGGAAGCCAUGCCCACUCACGCCUGCUGCCUCUCCCCAGAUCUCAUCCGCAAUGAGGUGGAAUACCUGAAAAUGGACUUUAACUGGCGGAUGAAAGAGGUGCUGGUGAGCUCCAUGCUCAGUGCCUACUACGUGGCCUUCGUGCCUGUCUGGUUUGUGAAGAACACUCAGUACUAUGACAAACGCUGGUCGUGUGAGCUCUUCCUUCUGGUUUCCAUCAGCACGUCUGUGAUCCUGAUGCAGUACCUCUUACCUGCGCGCUACUGUGACCUGCUCCAUAAAGCUGCAGCGCACCUGGGCUGCUGGCAGAAGGUCGAUCCGGCUCUCUGCUCCAACGUGCUGCAGCAUCAGUGGACAGAGGAGUGCAUGUGGCCACAGGGAGUGUUGGUGAAACACAGCAAGAAUGUGUACAAAGCUGUGGGUCAUUACAACGUGGCAGUGCCCUCUGACGUCUCGCACUUCCGCUUUCACUUCUUUUUCAGCAAACCACUGAGAAUCCUCAACAUCCUGAUUCUGCUGGAAGGAGCCGUCAUCUUCUACCAGCUUUACUCGCUGAUUUCUUCAGAGAAGUGGCACCAGACUAUCUCGCUGGCUCUGAUCCUCUUCAGUAAUUACUACGCCUUCUUCAAGCUGCUGCGUGACCGUCUGGUGCUGGGCAAAGCCUACUCAUAUUCUGCCAGCAGAGACUCAGAGCAGAAGUUAAAUUAAAACAAUUGCACUGAUGCUCAGCUUAUUACAAAACAAACAAAACAACAAACCCUCAGAGCUUUGUAUUUUUGUUACCACUGCUUUUUUUCUUUGAUAACUUAUGUAAUUAAAAGGAAAAAACAUAUUUUUUUACUCCCAA